Messenger RNA from Plectropomus leopardus (leopard coralgrouper), 1999 nucleotides. RefSeq lists its product as uncharacterized. Gene Ontology annotation, molecular function: RNA binding; zinc ion binding. The record is from RefSeq and is a predicted model, not a curated record. Gene Ontology annotation, biological process: TRAMP-dependent tRNA surveillance pathway; nuclear polyadenylation-dependent snoRNA catabolic process; nuclear polyadenylation-dependent CUT catabolic process. Gene Ontology annotation, cellular component: TRAMP complex. NCBI's taxonomy places the organism in Eukaryota, Metazoa, Chordata, Actinopteri, Perciformes, Serranidae.
AGUUACAUACCCUUCAGUUGUAUGGAGGGAAAUACUAGAACCACGUUUUGUAUGAAGUGAACUUAAAACGGUAAGCGCCUGAAAAGUGCCAAUACAGACUAUUUGUUUGUGUUUUGUUGUGUUCGCUAAUCUAGCCAGCCUCGGCUACUACAGAGCUAACGUUAGUUAACGUUAGCAUAGCGCCGGUUAGCCUGAUGGUAACCCACGUGUCAGUGUAUCGUGAGUGUUUACAGACUCACUCCACAAUUACAUUUUCUAGAAUUAAAACAUAACCACGCAGGUUAAUUUCUGCUCGGUUGCUUACUAGUUACUCAGAAAAACUUGUAAAUAAGCCGUUAGCCACCGCUGUUUGGCAGCAGUGCGGUGAGCCGUCACUGGGUGGUGCUGUUCAGCUGCUGUCUUCAAGUUUUACUAUGGACUACACCAAAGAAAAUGAAGAUGAUGAUGGCGAGGAAGGCAGCAAAGACGACCUUUCCUUUAUUGAGGACUACAGUAGCUCAGGAGGAGAAGAAGAGUUCGAGUUCACGCAGCAGAAACAUCACAGCAGCUGUAAACAAACUGCUCGGCUCAACAGGGAGAGCUCUCCUCCGCUCCUCCUGGCCUUCAACAUCACCUCCGGACGGUCUCUGCAGCUCAGCCGCCAGAGCUCUGCCUCCACUUUGCAGGAGGAUGAGGAGGACAGUGACCAGCCCAUCGAGGAGUGGAUGAUCGUGGAAGGAGAGGAGCAGGUGGGAGACUCAAGCAUCCAGCUCAACCUGAGCUACUGGAGCAGCUCAGAGGAUGACUCUGGAGAUGAAGAUCAGACUGAGGAAUCAGUGAAGAAUACCUGGGCCAUAUCAGAGAAAGACAAGUACGGUGCUGACUGGUCACUGCCCAGCCGCUAUUUUUUGACUGGUCGUUCUCUGACAUGUAACAUCUGCAACAGGACGGGACACCUUGCCAAAAGCUGCUACUACCACAAGAAAUGUCCCACCUGUGUCCUUUGUGGGCUCCAGGGCCACAUCCAGAGGGACUGUCCGGGCCGGCCGUGUCCCAGCUGUGGACUGCCUUCACACGGCCUCAGGCCCUGUGGAAGGCCCCCGGUGUGGAAGCAACACUGUCAGCGCUGUGGGAUGUCGGGGCACCUUUCUGAUGCCUGCCCCGAUACGUGGAGACAGUACCACCUCACAAUCCGGUUAGAGCUUCCAGUGAGGCCACGGACAGUCCUCAAACAUAAGAAAUGCCCCGCUCACUGUUACAACUGCUCUAAGAGGGGACACUAUGGCUAUGAGUGCACUAAGAGGAGAAUGAUCAGUGGGACUUUUCCUUCACUGCCUUAUGUUUGCCACUAUGACUCCAUGGAGGACAUCCUCCAACGUCACACCGGGAAGCAGAAAAGAGCCAGAGAUCUGUUGGGUGCUGGAUCCCUGCCUCUCUCAGACCAGCAGCACUUGUCUGCACCAACAGCCGAGAGCGGUGAGAAGAAUCAGCCAGUCCAGGGGAGGAACAACACAAAGCAGGCGACGUGUAGCCGCAUCGGCAGGAGGAAGACGUGGCCAGAGAGGCGCAGAGAGAGACGGGAGGUGAAGAAGCUCAGGAGAGAGGCUCAGGCAAGACGAGAAGGAGGACUUCUGGGGCGAUCCACGAGGAACUCUGAUGAUGAAGUUUGCCCUGCAGACCCUUUUUGUUCCGCACUGCGCGGUCACGAGCAGUCCACACUCUCGCCACAGAGAAAAAGGAGGGAUGAGGCAGGUGGCAGGAGCAGGAAGAGCAGAGAGGCCGAGAGGUGGAAGAAGAGAGGAGGGAUGAAACGUGGGGAUUUAUAUCCCCACGGUGUCACAGACAUCGGCAGUGAAAACCUUCUUUCCCCAAAACAGAGAGUGCGCCAUCGCCGAAGAUAAGGCGUCAUUGUUUUUUUUUUCUGAAGUAGUAACAAAUUUAAUGAACAAAAAAUGCUUUUGUAUGUGUCUGUGAAUGAUUUGUUUAUUUAUUGUCAAUACAAUAAAACUGUAGAAUGGCA